This is a messenger RNA of Schistosoma guineensis, 1318 nucleotides long. Lineage: Eukaryota; Metazoa; Platyhelminthes; Trematoda; Strigeidida; Schistosomatidae. The record is from the annotation of a GenBank genome assembly.
CCGGAGUCUGCAGUUUUAAAUAGUAGUUAUUAUAUUUUCGUGCAUCCAUUACUUUCCGUUCAAUGUCUUCCGUGAAGGAUUGUACAUGUGACAAGUUAAACUCUUUCAAAAGUCCAUGGUGUGAUGCUGACUGUUUUGUUGUAAUCACAGGUGCAAGUCGUGGAUUUGGUCGGGCGUUCGCUGUGGAGCUAGUAAAGUCAAUGUCAUCUGGGGAAGACCAUGCUGCUUCCUUAAAUGUUUUACUAAUGGCUCGUGAUGUUAAUGCUCUUCGUGUAACGGAGUCUGAGAUGUAUGCUUCAUUAUCAACUAAUUCUAAAAUGAAAUUAACUAUACUAGUAUCAACAUCAUCACUUGAUAUGUCCAAUGCUAAUAAAGAUAAUUUAUUAAAUGAUUUAAAACCAUUAUUUCAAUUAAAUUCAUUAUAUCCUAUUCAAUCUAAUAUAAAAUGUCAAUGGAAUAUGCUUGUACAUAAUGCAGCUACAUUAGGUAAUAUCAAGUCAAAAUCAUAUGAAUGUUAUAAUAUUGAUAUAUUAGAUACAUAUUAUCAUACUAAUUUAACUGCACCUAUCUUAUUAACAAAUUUAUUUAUAGAAUAUUUUAUCACUAAUCAUCAACCUAUUACUAUAGUGAAUAUAUCUAGUUUAACAGCUAUUCAACCAUUUCCAUAUAUGUCAGAUUAUUGUAUUGGUAAAUCAGCUAGAGAAAUGUAUUUUAAAUGUUUAUCUAUAGAUAAUCCAUCAUUAGCUAUAUUAAAUUAUUCUCCAGGACCAUUAAAUACAAAUAUGUUAACAGAAAUCAUAGAAAAUCAUGGUCAUCUAGAUACACGUAUUCAAUUUAAUAAUAUGAAAUUAAAUGAUCAAAUUAUUGAACCAAAUGAAUCAGCUCGUGUAUGUAUUGGAUGGCUUAAAAAACAAAUACCAAUAGAUCCAUCUAAUAUAAAUUCUAUACCGAAAUUAAUACAUUGUUUAAUCCAUGAUAAAGAGUAUACAAAUUUAUGGUUAGGUAUACAUUUAGAUUAUUUUGAUGCUGUUGAGAAAGUUUAAAGAAGAAGAAGAAGAAAAAGAAGAAAAAUGCAUUAACAUUGUCGACGAUGAGAUUGUGAAUUUCAUAACUUCUCAAUUCUAUCAUCAGAAAUGAAUGAUAUAUUCAUAUAAGUGUCAACUAUUCUAUAUUAUGAAGUAAGUAUUUAUUCUGUUGUCAUCUUUCCCGUUUUUGUUUUGAUAUUGCCAAUUCAGCUUUAUGUGUGUGUGUAUGAAUUCUUGAUCUAUGUUACGUCGUGUUAUACUUAUAUCUCUAAUAAAAGGUUAGCAAUCUAAAA